AUGAAUGAAGUGAUCAAACUUCAACAACAGCUCAAGACAAAAGAAAUACAGAAAUGUGAACUUGUGGCCAACUCAAGACAACUGGAAGAUGAAAAAAAGCACUUAAAGUUAGUUAACUUGGAACUUUUAACAUUUCAAGAAAGAUAUAACAAAAUGAAAGAAGAGAGAAAUAAUUACAAUGAUGAACUAAUUAAAGUAAAGGAUGAUAAUUAUAACUUAGCAAUGAGAUACGCCCAGUUAAGCGAGGAGAAAAACAUGGCUGUGAUGAGGAGUCGAGACCUGCAACUUGAGGUGAGAUGCACUUCUGAAUUAAGUUGUAUGCAAUUGUUUGCUGUAUGUAUUUCAAAUCAUAUGGCAAUGUAGCUGACAAUAUGGACAAAUUAUUAAUAAAUUGAUGAUUUACUAAUUUUAUAUGAUGUUUAAUAAACAACCUUGUUUCUCAACCACUGGAAUGCAUGGGGUGCGCAUUCCAGUGGUUGAGAUACAAGGCUGUUUAUCAAAACAUCAUAUAAAAUUAGUGUACCCCCAUCAAAUUGUAUGUUUGUGUAUGCACAGUUCCUUAAUCUGUAUUUUGUAUAAAUUGUGGCAUCUACGGCACAACUGCUGAGAAAUGCAUGUUCCAAGUGUGCCCCCAAUUCCCUCUUUUGUCUACACACACAUUCCCUGUCAGACACACACUCACUAGCAUUAUUAAGGCACUGAAGAGCCAAAACAUCACUUGAUUAUGGGGAUGGCUUACCCCUAUAUAAAUACUUUCACCGUUUUUUUUUUUCCUUGAGUGCUGCCCGUGUUUUAUGUUUACUUGGUACUCACAUGGAUUGGUGGUGUCCGUAUGGAUGGAGCACCUCCUGGAUUAGUGACUGGAUCGCAAAGUGGAACCUGUGUGCAAGGUGACAUGUUUCCUGUUGUUAGACUCUUUCCCUCUCUUUCCCUCUCUUUCCCUCUCUUUCCCUCUCUUUCCCUCUCUUUCCCUCUCUUUCCCUCUCUUUCCCUCUCUUUCCCUCUCUUUCCCUCUCUUUCAGUGGGGAUCUUUUCCCUGUUAUUCAGUAUGGCAGGGCUCGACAAAUCCCAGGUCGCCAUAGCAACUAGAAAUUUCUUUCUGGUGACUGGAACUUGCCACAUGGAAUAUUGGAGCAGCCCACCCUGGGAAGCAAGGAGGCAGCUGCCUGCCCUGAUAAGCAUGGAGGCGCGCAAGAGAGCAGUACUCUUCUCGCAGUUCCUCUCUGCUCCCUCAUGCUGUUUAAUGAUGCUGGGAGCUGAAAUAUGUCACUCCAGUCCCGACAUCACUACAGGGAGCGCAAGGGAGUACAGAGGAGCUGCAGGAAGAGUCAGUGUGUGUUUAUGUGUGUGUGUGUUAGUGGCGUACACACGAUCCAUGGAGUCCCGGUGCGAAAACUGAUCCGUGGGCCCCCCAGCGCUUACACUGUGCAGGCCGGGGCAGCAACACAUGGCGGCGGGCACCUGGUCGAAGGGGUCGCAGGGCUGUGACCCCUGCAACCAUGGUAUGUACGCAGUUCAUGCAGAUACGCAUACACUUAAAGGACCACUAUAGGCACCCAGACCACUUCAGCUCAAUUAAGUGGUCUGGGUGCCAGGUCCCUCUAGUUUUAACCCUGCAGCUGAAAACAUAGCAGUUUCAGAGAAACUGCUAUGUUUCCCUCAGGGUUAAUCCAGCCUCUAGUAGAUGUCUCACUGACAGCCGCUAGAGGCGCUCUCCCACAGACUGAUGCCACUGCCAGCCUCUGCGGGCCCUGAGGUGGCCAGCUCCUGGGCCCCCUGGUCACAGCUGCACCCCAUAGUAUGUAUGCCAGUGGUGUGUGUGAGCCUGUCAGAUUGUGAGUGUGUGUAUGUGUGUGCGUGCAAGCAUGUUGUGAGUGUGUGAGCCUGUCAGAGCAUUUGUGAAGGUGUUUAUAUUCACCAGUUUCCCCAUGGCUGAUCCCCACCUCCAUAGCUGAGAUUAUGAAUUUUAUGAUCUCCGCUAUGCCAAUGCUUUCCCUUAGGAAAGCAUUGGGAGGAUUUCGUGCAUGCACAGCUUGCAAAUCCUCAUAGAGAUGCAUUGAAUUAAUAAAUCUCUAUGAUGAACAUUCAGCGCCUCCAAGCAGAGCUUGGAGAGACUCAAACGUGGGUGCUGCACACUGUGCAGCAGUGACCCUGGGCACUCUAAUGGCCGUCUGAGUGACUGUCACUAGAGGUGUUACUAAUCCGCAAUGUAAACCCUGCCUUUUCACUGAACUGUUUACACUGAAAAGCCUGCAGGGACAGGCUAUAGACACCAGAACAACUACACCAAGCUGUAGUAAAACGGUUAUUAAUGCUACUUAGUUAAUUGAUUUGAUAAAAUGCAGAAUAAAUUAAUAACCUGUCAUUGUACACUUAAGUUGGUUUUAAGUUAAAGAGUGGAAAAUAUCAUCUGUAUAUUAUACAAGCAAAAAGCCAGAAAACUUAAAUAGAUUUUAUAGUAAAGCUUUUUGAAAAUGUGGGCUUUUCCCUAUCUGUUAAUUAAUUCUUGUAAUACACCCCUACAAUGAUAAUGUCAGCAGAAACCUGUGGUAAUAUAUCAAUGUUAUUAGGUCUAGAUGUGACAGUAUUAACUGUCACUGGGGAUGGAAGACAGACACUGUGUUUUGGUCACUGUCACCUUCCCCCUUUUUCCUGUCCUAUUGUUUCCCCAGCAUGGCAUUGUCCCAGGGACCUUGCCAGACUAGUUUAAACUAGCUGCUCUGUCCCUUCUCAAUCUCACAUAAGCCUCAUGCAAUCAGUUCUAUUUUCUGACCCUUAUUAUUAUUAUUAUUAUUAUUAUUAUGUUAUUUAUAAAGAGCCAACAAAUUCUUCCUGUGCUAUAGUGCCUUAUGUACCCUAUUGUAUGUAAAUGAAGCUGUUGGGGGCUUAAAUGUGUGUUAUGUCUAUUAAAGUUAGUUGCUGUUUUAACCUUCACCAAGUGUCGUCUGGUGUUUGGUCCAGGGUAGAAAAGGCCCUCAGUGAUCCCAGUCAAACCUCGGAGACUGGGUCUGAAGUGCUCCAGAGUUCCUGAUGGCUACGAGGAAGCAGACUUGGCGGAGGUAUUCGGUCGGAGUACUGGAGCUCUGCCACACUAGAAUACUCAAUGUGAAAUAUUGUGGAGUAUAUUUAUUUGGAACAUAUACACUUUUGUACAAUAAAAUGGAGCUUUAGCUUAUUUCUAAGUAAAAAAUAAAUAACAACCAUAACAUGGUACUGUUUUUAAAUCAAAGGUUAUUAGAAAGCCAAUUGUGUACUCACAAGAUUUUAGCAAGAUUAUGCUUUAAAUGUGCCUUCACUUGAUGUGCUGGGAGGCACCUUUUAAAGUGCAAUCUUGCUAAAAUCCUGUGAGUGCACAAUUGGCUUUCUAAUAACCUUGGAUUUCAAACAGUUUUUUUUUUAUUUUUAAUCAUGAAUAAGUUGAAACCUAAUAUUUUUCAUAUGUAUGUUGUAAAAUGAGGCUAAAUAGGAGAAGCACUCGAGGUAGCUGCUUAGAAUGCACUAAGCCUAAACAGUGGAGUAAUUCAUGAUUUUAGCAAAUUUAUCAAUAGUAAAAAUGGUACCAAUACUUCUGAUUAAUAUCUAUAAUAUGUUAUCCUAAUUGACUAUAGAUUGAUCGUCUCAAACAUCAUUUAAAUAAAGUUGAAGAGGAGUGUAAACUGGAAAGAAAUCAGUCCCUUAAAUUGAAAAAUGACAUAGAGAAUCGACCAAAAAAGGAACAGAUGUUGGAACUAGAGCGGGAAAAUGAAAUGUUGAAAACCAUGAUGCAGGAGUUACAGUCCAUGAUUCAGGUAAAAUUAAUUUUAAUAGUUAGAAAGCAUUUUAACCAAAUGUUGCUGAUGGAAUAAAGGAAUGGAGAAGAAAAGGGUGGAUGACUUUAGCUGCCCAUAGUUUAGUUAUUAAACAUCCCACAUGUAGAAAAUGGGCUUUUCUUGAGAUGUUUGUUUUUCACACCAGUAUUCUUAACAAAUCGAAUCAGUGUCUUGCAACUAAAACUUAUGUUUAUUCAAACAUACACAUCAUCCGGUUAUAACAUAUGCAAAUAAUAGUCUUUGUCCAAUACAGAGCAAUGUUCAAGAUGGUAUCCAUUUUUGAUGUUAAAGUUAUUAGCCACAAAAUCUUGGCUACAAUCAGUUUUAUAGGUUAAAAAUUCAGUUACAUAGGGGCGUAUACACAAGGUUGCCUUACUAUAAAAUAAGUGGCUUAUCACAGAAAAAGGGGAGUGACUUAGCAUCAUUUGAAAUCUAUGAUUAAAGCCAUACGUUAUAUUUAAAAUAUAAGUUACACAAAGAAAUGCUAUAUACAUGAUUAAAUGCCUUUAGCAAUGUGAGACUUCACAGGUAGUCUGGCUUACAAAGCUUAAGUCAAAGGCGAAUAUCAACAGGUCUCCAUCCAUCAUUCUUAACAAGAACCAUAUGUGUAUACAAUUACAGUCUGUUAAUAUAGGCCUAUGUAUGGCCCCUCCGUGUCUGUUCUGGAAGUACUUUGAAUAAAACUUAUAAUAUUCAUAUCACAAUGACAAUCCUACAACACAUUAAAUAUUUAAAGUUCAUUAAAUAUAUUUCACUGCCUUAUGGAUUUCAGUGGGAGUAUGAGAAGAGAGGCUAAAGUUAUGUCCUCCCUUAAAGGGGCAUAUAGUCACCAAAGCAAAUUUAGCUUAAUGAAGCAGUUUUGAUAUAUAGAUCAUGCCCCUGCAGUGUCACUGUUCACUUCUCUGCCAUUUAGGAGUUAAAUCACUUUUGUUUCUGUUUAUGCAGCCCUAAUCACAUCUCCCCUGGCUGUGGCUAGCACAGCCUGCAUGAAAAAAAAAAAUCAUUUUCAUUCACACGUUAACUUGCUUUAGAAGUUUUUAUCUUCUGCUCUUAAAAUGUAACUUUAAUUACAUACAGGAGACUCCUGUAAGGUCUAGCAGGCUAUUAACAGAGCAGAAGUUAAGUAAUGCUAAAUUAAGCAGAAUUUGCAAUACAGGAAGUGUAAACAUUAGAUGACCUUUUACAGGAAGUAUUAGAAUUGAACAGUGACACUGCAGGAACAUCAGUGGCGUACAUACCAGGGUCGCAGGGGUCGCGGCUGCGACCGGGCCCGGCCCACCAGGGGGCCCGGCCGCCCCUGCGACCUGGUAUGUACCCACAGGGCCAGCCUCUUCCCCUGGGGGGCCCAGGAGCCGGCCACCCCAGGGCCCCCCGAGGCUGGCCCUGCUGACCCCGGCGGGCUGGCUAUCUGGGUGGCCGGUGCGCGAGGGAGCACUCAGUGCUUCCUCUUCAGCUCCCUCGCGCGCCGCACUGAUACCGGAGCCGGAAGAUGACGUGCUCCCUCGCGCACCGGCCACCCAGAUAGCCAGCCCGCCCGCUCAGCGGCACCACUGGACCCCAGGGAAUCCCCCAGCACUCCAAAAGGUAAGGAGGCUGGGGGGGAUUAAAUUUUUUAAAAAAUGUGUGUGUGUGUGUCAGUGAGUGUGUCUGCUAGUGAGUGUGUUACUGUGUGUGUGUCUGUUAGUGAGUGUGUGUUUGUCAGUGAAAGUGUAUGUUUUGUGAGUGUGUAUGUAUGUCUGUCACUGAGUGUGUCUCUGUCAGUAAAUGUGUGUGUCUGUUAGCUAGUGUGUAUGCGUCUGUUCGUGAGAGUGUGUGUGUGUGUGUCUUCAGCAUUUACCUUUCUCCAGCGUCGGACUCCCUUGGCGCUGGGGAUCCCUCCUCCUCUCAGCUCCGAAUGCACAUGCGCGGCAAGAGGCGCGCGCGCAUUUAAACCGCCGAUAGGAAAGCAUUACUCAAUGCUUUCCUAUGGACGUUCAGUGUCUUCUCACUGUGAUUUUCACAGUGAGAAUCGCUGAAGCUCCACUAGCGGCUGUCAAUGAGACAGCUACUAGAGGCUGGAUUAACCCUCAGUGAAACAUAGCCGUUUCUCUGAAACGGCUAUGUUUUCAGCUGCAGGGUUAAAACUAGAGGGACCUGGCACCCAGACCACUUCAUUGAGCUGAUGUGAUCUGGGUGUCUGUAGUGGUCCUUUAAGUGUGUGUGCAUACCGCGGUCGCGGGGUCGCAGCCCUGCAACCCCUGUGACCAGGUGCCCGCCGCCAUGUGUUGCGGCCCCAACCCGCGCCGAGUAACCGCGGGGGGGGGGGGCCACGGAUCAAUUUUCGCACCGGGGCCCCAUGGGUCAUGUGUACGCCACUGAGGAACAUGAUAUACACACCCAAACUGCUUUAUUAAGCUAAUGUUGUUUUGGUGACUAUAGUGUCCCUUUAAUUUAUGUAUGAAAGGGUGAGCAUCUUUAUUCCAUUCAUUAUUUUUCUAAUGGGUAUUUAUCUUAUUGUACUUCUCGUAGAUUGCAUAGGGAACUAAGAUGCAUUAAAUUGAAGUCAGUAAUUAUGCACAUGAAAAAUCAAUAGCAAUAGAAUAGUAAAACAGAUGAAAAUUUAUUACUUUGGCUGUUUUUAGCUCUCUCGCGCUCGCUCUCUCUCUUCUGACGUCCCUGGCUAAAUGCUCAUGCGGGCAAGAAAAUCACAGUGAGAAGCGCCUCUAGAGGCUGGAUUAACCCAUAGGUAAACAUAGCAGUUUCUCUGAAACUAUGUUUACAGCAAAAAGGGUUAAACCUAGCUGGAUCUGUCACCCAGACCACUUCAUUAGGCUGAAGUGGUCUGGGUGCCUAUAGUGGUCCUUUAAAAUAAUUUUUACUUUUUCUCAUUGCCCUGUCAUGGUUUCCCUUAGUUGGUUAUCCGAGAGUGUGUUUCUGGUAUUGACUUUGGCUUCGUUUUGACUUCCCUGACUUCUGGUAUCCUUGACUAUUGGCUUUCCCUUUUCGCUGUGUCCCAUUCGGUGUCCCUGAUCUUAGCUAAUAUAUUGACUUUUCUUAGGUAUGUUAAGUCCGGCCAUUCUGCAAGCUGGAUCAACUGUAAUCCUGAUAUUACGACAUGGCCAUAGAUUCUGCAAAGUUGUCAGCACAUGGAGGCUUUCGAAAGAAAGCUAGAAGAGAAUGAUCACCAUAUGGAUCAGUUUGCCCAGGCUUUCAGUACGCUUCUUACUUGGAUGGCUCAUUUACAGCCUGAGGUCCCUCCGAGUAUCUCACCUCUGCCUAAUAUACCUCCACAUAUAGUAUAUAAGGCACCUACUAUCUCAUUAUCUCCACUCCCGCAUUUUGAUAGGAAUAUUCAAGAAUGCCAGAGAUUUCUCAGUCAAAUUGAGUACCACUUUGAGGCUUCACCGGGAUCUUUUCCCACAGAUAGAACUAAGAUUGGGUACUUGAUGAACCAGCUUAAAGGUAAAGCCUUAACUUGGGCGAAUCCAAUAUGGAAGAGUAAUGAGUAUUGCUUAUAACUACCAGGAAUUCCUUUUGGAAUUUAAAUUAACAUUUGAACCAUUAGGCAGGGAAGAUGCUUCCACUGCCCUAAUGUGUAUCAAACAAGAGAACCGGUCUAUCUCAGAUUAUGCCAUAGCAUUUCGCACCUUGGCUUCUGAGGUAGACUGGACUAAUAGCGGUUUGAUCUCUGCAUUUAAAUAAGGAUUAUCCAAGGCAAUUCUUGAUGAAAUUACUACCAAAAAUCUACCUAGGUUAAAUGAGUUCAUCACAUAUGUGAUGCAGAUUGAUAACAGAUUUAGGACCAGGGAAAUUACUAGAAAUAGAACCAGACGUAUGGCUAUGUCACUGGCACCUCGUUUCUCCAAACCUACUAUCCCUGACUUCUUCUGUAAAGUCAGAACCUGAACCUAUGCAGUUAGGGGUCACUAGACUGUCAGUGGCAGAGAAACAGUAUAGGAGAAAGGAGGGUCUGUGUUUAUACGGUGAUAGAAAAAAGAUAUGAGAAGUGCUUGUCCCACCCAUGAAUACGUCCUCUGGUAAUAACCAAAAUAGAUUUAUCCUUGACAUCAUGGCCCUUUGCAACAAGAAAAGCUUUUCAUGCAAAGCACUGAUGGACUCAGGUGCUGCAGGAAACUUUAUGGACAUGCAUUUUGUGAAAAAAAAAAAAAAAAAACACUCCAUACCUAUCACCUCCGUUGAGGCUAUUGACGGGAGACCUCUCUCUCAACCUUUGAUUACCCACGAAACCAUGCCUAUUAACAUUUCCAUACGAGCUUUACACAAGGAAAACAUAACAUUCUAGAUAAUUGCUUCUCCUUCUUGUCCCAUCAUAUUAGGAUUUCCUUGGCUCAUUAAGAACAAUCCUCAUAUUGACUGGGCAAAGGGGGAAAUACUGGAAUGGGAUAAAGACUGUAUAGAGAGAUGUUACCCAUUACCAAGACAGUGGGCAUCGUUAAUUUGCCCACUACACCUCAGACCUCCUCACAGAUUAUAUGAUUGCUCCAAAGAUCUGCAACCUGGCGCUAUGCCCCAUAGGGGGGAAAUAAAUGCCUUAUCUCCACAGGAGAGAAUCAUGGAUGAGUUUAUCAGAAAUUUCCUAAGUAAGGGCCACAUACGUAAAUUAUCCUUGCCUGCUAGUGCAGGGUUCUUUUUUGUAUAAAAAGAAAAAUGGAGAAUUACGCCCAUACAUUGAUUACAGGGCAUUAAACAAGAUCACCAUAAAAAAUGCCUUCCCAUUCCCCUCAUCUACUAAUUGUUUGACAGACUCCAGGGUGCUAACAUAUUUACUAAACUUGACCUCAGGAGUGCGUACAAUUUGGUAAGAAAUAAGGAAGAUCAUGAGUGGAAAAUGGCAUUUAACACUAGAAGUGGGCACUAUGAGUACCUGGUCAUGCCCUUCGGGUUAUGCAAUGCUCCGGCCGUAUUUCAGGAUUUUAUGAACAAUGUACUCAGGGACUAUAGCUAUUCAUUUGUUCUAGUUAACCUGGAUGAUAUCCUUAUUUAUUCCCCAGACCUCCAGACUCUUCAUGAACAUGUUAAACAAGUAUUACAAACAUUGCUUGAUAAUUGACUUUAUUGUAAACUUGAGAAAUGCAUAUUUGAUCAGCAUGAGGUUCAGUUUUUGGGAUAUAAUAUUUGAUCAUAACUGACCACAAAGAUUUUGGCAUAUAUAGAUGAUGCUAAACGACAGUCUUCUUGAUAGGCUAGAUGGUCUUUGUUCUUAUCUCGCUUUAAUUUUAUUUUAACUUACAGACCUGGUCCCAAAACUGUUAAAGCUGACGCCUUAUCUAGACAGUUUGACAUUGAAUUGGAGUACGAACAGGAGACAUCCCCUAUUCCACCUGAGUAUCAUUGCUUCCACUGUUCUUCCUCUACUUACUCUGCUUGGUGCUAUCAUGGGGGAUCAAUCCCAGGCACCUUGCAAUAAACCUCUAAAAAAUUGUUCCGUUGAUUGAAAGAGACCAGGUAACGAGGGUGUUCCACAACAAUGUGACUGCUGGGCAUCAAGGCAUUUCCCUUAGAUGGUUAUCCGAGAGUGUGUUCCUGAUCGUAUGUUUCUGGUUAUUGACUUCGUUUUGACUUCCCUGACUUCUGGUAUCCUUAGUCCAUAUCCGCUAUCUUGAGAUCAUUUUGGUGGCAUUCACUCAGGAAACAUGUCAAGGAAUAUGUGCAGUCCUGUUCAGUAUGUGCAGUUUCUAAGGUUCCUCAUAAACUUUCAUGUGGAUUAUUACAUCCACUUCCUGUACCUAGUGUUCCAUGGUCCCAUUUGUCCGUGUAUUUCAUCGUGGAACUUCCAAGUUCAAAUGGCUAUACCACAAUCCUUAUGGUGAUUGACCAUUUUUCCACGAUUGCUCAUUUUAUGCCACUCAAAAAAAUUGCCAUUCUCACGGGAACUGGAUCUUAUUUUUAUACGAGACAUUGUCAGACUACAUGGUAUUCUUCAAAAUAUUGUGUCUGACAGGGGCUCUCAGUUUGUGUCUGGAUUUUGGAGGGCUUUUUAAUUAACAGUUGGGUAUUGAAUUGUCACUCUUUUCCCAUCCCAAAACCAAUUGCACGCCUGAGAGGGCUAACCAAUCAUUGGAAUUGUAUUUACCUUGUUUUGUGAAAAGCACAUAAGAUAACUGGUCCAAAUUGUUGCCCUGGGCCGAGUUUGCCAGGAACAAUACUACACAUGACUCUUCUGGACAUAGUCCAUUCUUUGUCAAUAACAGUCAUCAUCCUACUGGCUGUUUUCUCUGAAACAGCUAUCCCUGCUCUGGAUGAUCACCUCGCUUCUAUUCGUGAGACUUGGACCAAAGUUCACUGCGCUCUCUACUGCGGCUGCUCGUUUCAAAUUUCAUGCUGAUAAACGACAGGGUGCCAGCACUGUUAACCAGGUGGGUGUGGUUAUCAUCACGCAACAUAAAACUGAAAGUUCCUAGCAUGAAGUUUGCCCCCAGAUUCCUUGGUCCAUUUUGUAUCAUUCGGAGAAUUAACCCUGUUUCCUAUUCUCUGGCACAUCCUGCCUCCUUACGUAUUCCUAAUACAUUUCAUGUUUCCUUACUCAAACCUCUUAUUUGCAAUAGGUAUACUGUCCCAAGUGUUACCCCUCCUCCAUUAGUUGUUUCUGGACAGGAGGAGUAUGAAGUUUCCUCCAUAAAUUGAUACCAGGUUUUCUUGUGGUUCCUUACAGUAUUUAGUUGAUUGGAGGGGGUAUGGGCCUGCCGAGCGUUCUUGGGUUCCGGCUUCCAACAUUCAUGCUGGCCGCAAGAUUCGUUCUUUCCACGCCAAGUUUCAUCUCAAAUCUGGUACUGCCCGCCUGGUGGGCAGUCUUCAGGUAGGGGUUAAUGUCACAUUCAUCCUCACCUUGUGAUAUCCUGGCAAUAACGGAAGUGCUGCUCAGCAGCCCAGCGCCAGUAUACCGGACUCCUGCAACAUGUUGGUGGACUCUGGCCGCUGUGGAUACAUGCCAUUCUAUAGCCCCACGUCCGCCGACGUCAAUGUGCGUGUGAUGACACGCAAAAGACGCACGUUCUGGGGUCAAAGGCCAGUUACGGCCAAUCGGAUCUUUAGGAGGCUUAUUUAAACAAAUUUUUACUUUUCUCAUUGCUCUGUCAUUGUUUCCCUUAGAUGGUUAUACGAGAGUGUGUUCAUGAUCGUAUGUUUCUGGUUAUUGACUUCAUUUUGACUUCCCUGACUUCUGGUAUCCUUGACUAUUGGCUUUCCCUUAUUGCUUUGUCCCAUUCUGUGUCCCUAACCUCGGCUAGUAUAUUGACCUUUUUUAGGUACGUUAAGUCCGGCCAUUCCAAGGUCCGGUUAGACGUUACCCUUAGUCCUAGGUGUGACACAAUUCUGCGUGCUGGAUCAACUGUAAUCCUGACACUCCAUCACCUAAUGGACUUUACUUUUUCCAUCCAUUCUUUUACAGAGGGUGUUACAGUUGAAAUCGAGUGUUAGGGAAUCAGUGCCUUGGCUGCCUUCAUUAGAUGGGGUAUCAGAGAUCUUGCAAGUGGUUGUUGUUGGGGAGCAAGUGAAAGAGAUGAGUUAAAAUGAAAUAGAAGCCCAAUAUGGUUGGUUUUUAUGGCAAAAACACCAAAUGUGAGCUGUAUUGCCUAUGUGUUCCCCGCACCUCCAACAUUAUUUGGAUGUAUUAGGGAAUAUUCAAUGCAGGGCCUGAGGGGAUAUACGCCAUGUGACGAGACCAAUCUCGCCACUGUGCAUUAGAGGAGCCUGGUUGCCUGCCUGCUGCCUUUUGACUAUGGACCUGCAUUUAAAUACUUUAUUUUCCUAGGCAGAAAGGUCUAUUCAUGUAUUUCUACCCGGGUGUUCGGUAGAUUCUAUCUACCGAACAAACAGCCGUCUAUUUGUCAUGGUAGUAUACCCCAACACGUAAGAAUAGUCCAACGAGAGACAACAAUAUAAGUCUUACCGGACCUUAGCAUGGCCGAACUUUGACGUGGACAGGAAAAGACAGAGUCAAGAACGAGCCAAGGUCAAGGGAACAGAGAGACAGCCUAAACAAGAACUAGCCAAGGUCUGGUACACAGGAGUCAGGAAACUGGCAAACAAGACAAAGCAGGGAUAAAGAGAAAAAUUGAGUCAGGUACAAAGCCAAGGUCAAACACGAAAAAAAACACUACUACACGAAGUAAGCACUAAAGGGAUCUGAAUCAGAAACCACGAUAGGGCAGGGAGUUAAGGGAAAGGUGUGUAUAAAUACCUAUUAGUUUAAUUUGAUUGGCCCUUGUCAUAUCCACGCCCCCAAAACGUGAGUGGAUGGGAAAUGUGGAAUGACAUGGGCCAAUGGGAGAUUUUUUAUAUUUUUUUUUGCUUCCACUGUCCCUUUAAAAACGCACCCGUUAUGUGCAGCGCACUCCCAGUGCCUGGCACGUCACGUGGCCGCUUCUCGCAGUCAGUGCACACCUUCCCGUCAGAUGAGCCGCGCGCAGUUUCAGGACAGUGUGCGGCGGAGAAGGAGGACCUCGCCUGGCCCCUGGAGAGGGUAAGUACUGCUACCCUACUGGCCUCUUAGGAGCCGCGGUUAGCUUGCAGGCACCGCCAAUUGACCGCCUAGAAGCCAUGGUUAACUGACUAUACUGGGUGGCUGAGGCUACGCAUACUGAACACUGGAUGGCAGCAGUUUGCAGUUCACAUGCGGCCGGUACAUUCACGGAUUUACUGAAUGAACUCAUUUAACCCAGAUGACUGUGCAAUAAAAUACUUUGGCUCCAUGGCAAUUUACCUGUAUGUGUGUGGUCUGAGCGCCAUUCAGUAAUAAUGUGUGCUCAGACCUAAGCUAUCUGGGGAUAUGUUGCAUGUCUGUAUUUUAUGUCAUAAAUGUAUCCUUUAUUGUAUUUUACUGUCUUUUUAUUGCCAUGUGCUUAAUGGAGUUUUGCCUCUGUCCUUGGAGAUAAUUGGAUUACUUCCCAAUUAUCUCCAGGAUAGAGAGGAGGGAUUGUGAUGUCAUUGUGGGAGUGUUUAUCUGUGUUGUAUGUUUUGAUUGGAUGUUCCAGAAAACCCUGUGGGUGGGACUUGGUAAAAUGUAACUUAGAACAUACUAAUUGCAUGGCAGUCUACUGAGGAAGCAUGGAUGAGCAUGAAUAUUCUCAGGAAAGUUCAGGAAUCCUUUUGUUGAUUCUUUCUUAUUAUGAUACAGAAAAUGGGUUGGAGAUCACAAUAGUGUCUCAAAUUUUGUGUAGAUCGUCGGGUUGGCUAUCUAUGGGAUAUAGGGUUUUAAAAUGUGGCACAUCAGGAAAAAUGGGUAUAGCAUAGUAGUAGCGAUAUUUCUCUGGGUUGUGCUAGUCUUUCUAUGGGGAUAAUGUGUGCAUUCUGUAUCACAUCUUGGAAUUUAAGGUAGGAGUUCUCACUUGGUGUGAGAGGCAUAAUGUUGAGGUAACAUUAUGAGAUACCGGCAACAGGGGUGUCUAUUAACAUAGUCGGAUUCAUGUCUAUCCAAUGUUUUUUCUCCAGAUUGUUGGGGCAAUAGAAGGGUGUGCUGGAGGACAAAUAGCCUCAAGGGUUGUGGUUUGUCAUAAAAGUGGUGACAAUACUUUGGUAUUUAACUAUCGCCCGAUAUCCAUGCUCCCUGUAUUGUCAAAAAUCUUGGAAAAAUGCAUCCACACACAACUUUGUGAAUAUUAUCAAAUUAUCUGACCCCUGAUCAAUCAGGCUUUCGUCCAAAUCACUCAACUUCGACUCAAGUUUGCAAUGACAUCCAAAAUGGCAUGGAACAAGGAGACUUAACUGGAGCUAUUUUUCCUUGAUUUUGCCAAGGUCUUUGAUACAGUAGGCCAUGGCAUUCUUUUGCACAAACUUAAAAAAAAAAAAAAAUCAGGCAUUGGUUUUAAUCAGCUAACCUGGUUUCGAUCGUAUGUUUUAGACCGAUUGCAAUAUGUUGCCAUUUCUGAUAGCUCUUCCCUCCCUCUUCCAUUUACGUGUGGUGUUCCCCAAUGCUCCAUACUUGGCCCCCUGCUAUUCACAUUAUUUAUAAAGGAUCUGCAAAUCAACUGUACACAUGUAUGCAGACGACACUGUAAUUUACGACAGUAAACCAGAGCUACUUCAGUUUGAGGCUGUGCUCCAAAACCAAUUCAGAGGUAGAAAAGUGGAUAGUGGAUAACAAACUCUUCCUAAACACUGAGAAAACCAUUGUAAUGAUCUUUGGAACUGUACCUAAAUUACGUAAACUACAAAAUCAACAAUUCUGUAUCAGAACAAAUUCAAAUAGCACACUGACAGCAGUCUGCUCUUUUAAAUAUCUAGGUAUGUUGCUAGACCUCAAUCUAUCCUUUGGCCUUCACAUUGAAAAAAAUCUCUUCAAAACUUUACCCAAAACUAGGUACCCUGUGCAGAAACAAAUCCUGCCUAAGCCAUACAGUAAGGAAACAGAUUGUGCAGCAAAUGCUAAUGCCGGUCAUUGAUUAUGGGGAUGUAGGGUAUGCACCCGCACCGCAAACCUACCUUAAUAAACUUAAUACGUUCUAUAAUUCGUUCUGCUUUUUACUAGAAUGUAAUUACUUUACCCACCACUGUGACAUGUUAACCCCUUAAGGACACAUGACAUGUGUGACAUGUCACAAUUCCCUUUUAUUCCAGAAGUUUGGUCCUUAAGGGGUUAAACAAGCUAAACUAGCUGUCGCUGGAAUCCCGACGCACUCUUCCUCUUUCCAGCCUUGUGCAUAACAGCAUUUAUAGGAAGCUCCCACCCUACCUGAGUAGCAGGCUCUCCCCGGCUGCAUACCGCAAUACAAAAAUAAAGUGUCUCAAUCCUCUUUUUACUACAGAGCAACAGUAUGGAAUAACCUCAGGGACACAGUCAAAUCUUCAUUCAAUCUAAAAUCUUUUAAGAGAUCUAUGGCAAUAUACCUCAGCACAGAAUGCACCUAUCAUGGUUGAAUAUAUUUAUUACUACUUAUGUAUUAAAUGUAUAUAUGUGUAUAUAUUUAUAGUUUGUAUAUUGAAUGUUUGUAAUAUUGUAACAAUGCGAUGUUUUGUGGACCCAGGACAUACAUGAAAAUGAUAGAAAUCUCAAUGUAUCCAUCCUGGUAAAAAUAUUUUAUAACUAAUUGUUGUUGAAGGGGAUGUAUUCACAUUGGUUUUCAAGAUCUAUCCAUUGUUUGUCCCCAUAUAAAUGUUUGUUAGUAUAACCCCUUGUUAUCCUUGUCUGCAUUUAGCACGGUCCUUUUGGGUACAAACAUGCAGUCUUUAAAAGUAACUUAAAUCCACACAGGAGACAGCAGUAAAUGGGGAAAAAAAACAAUAAUGUAACAAAAUCCCUAUAAACAAAAACCUAGCUCGUCUGAGCACUAACAUCAGAUUCCCUAGCUCUCAGGGGUUAAACUAUAACAAAAUAAUAUUGGUUUCACCAACCUAGUGUCUUUGUCAGCACUCCAGUGUUUAGUCAGACUGCUGCUUCCAGCUCUUCAAGAGAGAAACAAACCUUCUCUUACCUGCCUAGCAGGAAGGGGUUUAUUCCCACUGCUGCAGCUGAUUACCUGCAGCUGAGUAGUGGGUUGGAGACAGUCCAAAAACCCUGGCCUGGACCUAUGUCUCCCACGAAAACUACUAAACUGCGGAGUGGAGCACUGGCCCACCAAAUGCUCCACCCCAGGGGACCAUAACUAAAUAUUCAUUUCGGUUAUAUACACACAAACACACACUCCCCCUGGGGUUAAAAAUCAUAUGCCUCUCUGAACAAUUCAAUCGAAAUAUAAACUCCCUCAAAGACCACCCCAUUCACCUUAUCACACCCUAUAUGUUAAAUGACAUAAAUCGGGUAAAUCCCAGGCCCACCUGUGGUUGACAAAGAGUUGUGUAGUUGUUACGUGGAAGUUUGCUAGCCCAUAUGAAUUUAGUGACUGAUGUGCACACCGAGCUAAAGAAGACCUGUGGAAUCUGAAUAGGUAGCGCAUGGAGUAAGUAUAGGAUCCAUGGAAGAGAAUUUAUUUUAAUGUGUAUCCUCCCUAACAUAUUAAAAUGUUGCAGGUUCUAAGUGGUUACGUUCUUAGUUAUUACUGAUAAUAUUGGAGGAAAGUCAAGUUCAUAUAAAUGGGAUGGAUUAGAAAGUACCAUGAUUCCCAGGUAGUUGAUCGCAUGGGAAGUCCAAGUGAAUAGAAAUCUGCUCUUAAGGUGACUCUCGUCUACAGAAGAGAGAAUAAAGUUUAAGGAUCUCACUAUCAUCACAAUACAAUGGUUACAUCUGAGUACAAAGAAAAGUGAAGGGGAAGGGUAACCCAGGCGGGUACCAUUUCUAAGGAAGAAUGCAGUGGUAUAGUGCCCUUCUUACUAAUACUUUGGCAGUACAAAUGACUCAUGAUAUUAAAUGUAUGCCUACUGUAACGGAUCACCUGGCACCCCGGCUGGGUACCUCCGUUGAAGGAUGCUCCUAGCGCCUCCUGAGGACUCCAAGCACUGCAGCAGACACCACACCCACUGAACCGGAGAAGCAUACGAAUGCUCUCAAGCAUUGAAUGCUGUAAGCAGCUAAACAGGAAAAGCAUACAAUCAGCUUACACUCCUGGCAAUCAGCAUACAAUCCAAUUCCCCCAACCGUUUUUACAAAAUAUUAAUAACUUCUAAAAAUAUACAUGCCAUUCACAUAAAACAUACAUUUUCAGAAUCUGCAUGCUUGAAAUAUACACAUGCUCAAAAAUCAUGGCAAUCGGUUCAGGGGUUAAAAAGUUAAGGGAAAGUCCUAUUUGACAAAAUGAAGCAUGGUUUUUCUGCCCCAAACCAGUUCCACAGUGUCUUCUAUCCUGGAGAUAAUUGGGAAGUAAUCCCAUUAUCUCCAAGGACCGAGGCAAAACUCCAUUAACCACAUGGUAGCAAAAUACAAUAAAAAUGGAUAACUGUGCAGCGAUUGCAUAAAACGGGUACAUUCAACAUAUCCCCAGAUAGCUUAGAACUGAGCGUAAAUUAUUACGCUCAGAUCACAUACAUACAGUUCAAUUGCAAUGGAGCCAAAGUCUUUCACAUAGUCUUUCGUUCUACGAAUGGGCUCCAUGGCAUGGCUAUCUGGGGUAACACUGCUCACAUAGGGAAAGUACCGAAUGACCCGGCUUUCGGGUCUUUGCAGGGGAAAAGCCAGCAUUUCAACAUGGGGCCAAAGUCACAGGGCAGGAGGCUGGCAAUCAGUCUUCUCCAAUACCCAGUGGCGAGGCUGGUUCCGCCACACUUACUAAUGCAAGGAGCCCAUAUAACAAAAUGGGGGUACUAGAGGCAAUAGCAUACACCAAACAAUAUGAUAUAAUAGGCAUAACAGACACUGGGUGGGACUUAAAUGAGUACAUGUUAUUUAGGAAGUGUGACAGACCCUCUGUCCCUGAUUUCUAAAACUUGGAAAAUCUGUUAGUUUAAAACCGUUUGUCUAAAGUAAAAAGACCUUUAUUGUGCUAAAAGCCAUUCGAAUCCUGAGUUUUCUGCUGAACGACCCAGAACAGGAGUGUGGCAUCCAUUAACCUCCCUGACCAUAUUAACACCUCCAAAACCACGAACACCUUAACGUUCUAAUUGAUCAACAGCGUCGGCGUUCAUCUGCAUGAAAACGUGGCGGUGGCCAUUUUGUUUAGUUGUCGAAUGCAUGGAACUAGUUUCGGCUACUAUUUCCAUGAACACCGCUGAGACUUCUACCUUCCGUGCGUUCAGCUAAAUCCAUACGAACGGAGCUCUAAUUCUGGAGAACAAACUCCCGAACAAGACGUAUCUAAUGACAGUGGACCUGAACGGAUGCGUUUGUGCAAUUUAUAUUUUAUUUGAAGGGGAAGAUAGACCGGCCGCACAGCCUGAAUCUGUGGAACUGUUUUGGGUGUGAAAACAUGCGUGCAGUCGGUCUAAAGAGACUUUAAUCUAUCUCCGGAACCCCUGUACUGAUUCGCAGGAUUUUUUAAUAUGUUUGUUCCCCAAUUAUGCUUGUUCUGAAAAUGUAAGUUUUAUGAAAAUUGAAUAUAUAAUUUUGAGGUUAUAAAAAGUAAGUAAAAAGUGUAUUUUUUUUCGCUUGGAGAUAAUUGAGUUGAUACAGCAAUUAACUCAAUUAUCUCCCAAGCAGAGGGGAGGAAUUUACAGUAAUGAAUAGGAGUGUUUAACUGUGUGACUGUAAGCUAUUGGUUGUUGAGUUUGUAUUUUCGAUGCCCAACAAGGUCCAUGUGGGUGGUAACCUUGUGGGAAAACGUGUAUAAAAGAAUCAGUUCUACUUCACCCUCAAUCUAGAGUCUUGUCUCUUAUUUGGGGGAAACUGCUAUACAGCUAUCACACCAGCUCUUGUAAGAGCUUCACUACUUGGAUGACUACUGGAAUGCUGUGAAUACCCCUCAUACUCGGGAGAAGGACACCCUCUAGUGGUGGGAACCCCUCCACUCAUCGGGGUAACUGCUACAUUUGGUGGCAGCGGUGGGAUGGUCUUGUCUUCCCAGAGGAGGUACUGCACUAAUGGAGUCAGUAUGAGAAAAACGACUGACGCUGCAAGACUUGCUAGAGAGCCGUGGAUGUUCGGCUAGUAACCGACCACGACGGGAGCUGAUAGCCGAACUGGUCGAAUUGGACCGAACCAACACGAUGGCCAAACCUACCAAACGGAGAGGAGGACAAGAUCCAGAGAGUAGUGCAAUGGCUGGCACUUUAUGGAUGAAAUCCACCUAUGAAGCUGGUCACCCAACUCCUCAACGCAGCAAUGGAGGAGGCGAGGGAGCAAUGGAGGAGGCAACUGCAGGUACUGACCGCACAAAGAACAGAAAGUCCAGCGGUACUACCAAUUGUAUACCACAGUGAGCGGAAAAAGGUGCCGUUUGCAGCAUUUAAAGCUUUCCAAGAGACAAAUGGGGAAAUAGACAGAUAUUUAGGCCGAUUUUUGAAUCGCAAUGUGUGCUCCAUCAAGUACCCCCAGAGGAAUGGGUUACAAUUUUAUCUGGCAAAUUGUUGGGUAAAGCCAACAAGGCUCUGAGUGGGCCUGCACUCUACACCGAACUACAUUGCAUUGGGUGGAGGGGUGUCAAGCAGCAACAGGGGAAGAGGUUCUGCAGCGGUUUUUGCUGGAACAUUUUCUAGGAGCUUUGCAACUGGGCCUGAAGAGUGGGUACAGGAUAGACAGCCACUCACCCUCCAGAACGCGGCUCACUUGGCUGACGAAUAUACCAGGCGCCAAGAACCAACCGCUGUACGUCCUCGCUCCGAGCCGGCCGUUGUAAACAGAAUUCUGUGCUCUGGUCCCUCCAGUCCCUGCUCGUUAUUCCGCACCCUCUAGGUUCCAGCAGAACCAAUCCAGUAUCAGGUGCCAUGGAUGCCAACAACUGGGGCAUAUCCGUAACAACUGUGUCCCCUGGAACCACCCAGAUCCAACUAGGGACGAUCACCAACCCGGCAACAACCUACACCAGCUGCUCACUGUUUGUAGGCUGAACCAGAGGCCGAGGAAUACUUAGGGGUCUUAUAUGAGGCUGACCCCAUCCAAGUGGCCGCUCGGGACAACAGGCAACACCACCGCCAAGAGGUCCUAGUCAAUGGGCAACCGGCCCAGGACCUUUGAGACACUGGGGUCAUGUUAACCCUUCUACAGCGACACCCAAUCUGCAGUGGACCGCGCUGGAAAGACUGACUCCAUCCGAGUAGCCGAAGGAGCUAUAUAUCGGCUUCCCACUGCCCAGGUUCAUCUAAACUGGGCAGCCGAAUCUGGUACUGUGCAUGUGGGAAUCAUGGACAAGUGGGAAUCAUGGACAAUCUUCCAGCCGAAGUACUGCUGGGCAACAACCUCACAUCAGCCUGUGCUCCUACUGCAGCUGCCCAUCCCAUCACCACCCGUGCCCAAGCUCGCACCACUGAGUACAACCCACUGGUCGGGGAGAUCCAGGUAAGACAUACGGACCCCUUGACAAAAAUCCUAGCCACGACGAGGGUCAAGGGUAGCCUGGGAUACCCCAAAAGAGUUUUUGGUAGAGAAACUAGGGCCGACCCCUCCCUCAAUAAGUAUAGUCUUAGGGCAGAAACAGGUUAGCCGGCUUUAUUGCUCUUAUAUACAUUUCUCCACAAGGUUACCACCCAUGUGGCCUUGUGGAACAGCCAAUCAACAACGUACAGUACAAUCAGACACUCCCAUUCAUUACAGCAAAAUCCUCCCCUCUGCCUGUGCUAUAAUUACUAAACACAGUGGGCUAACGUAAUUAUCACAGGCAGGAAAAUAUACAGAUUUAUACAAUUCACAUAUUCUGAACCAGCACAAGCACUAUACAAACAUAUGUCAAAAUCAUACAAAUUGGUCCAGUGGUUCAAAAGUUAGGUGGAAGUCCUAUUUGCCCGACUGCAAGCAUGACUUUCCUGCCCAAAACAUUUCCACAGAUUGGAGAUAAUUGGCUUAAAUGGGUGUGGUAACUUAAUUAUCUCCAUUUACAACAGUAAAAAUACAUAAUUCCUAUUAUACUGAACAGAACCCCCACAUUCAACCUAUCCCCAGAUAUCUUGGAUCUGAGCGCUCAAUAUAUCGGAACAGCGCUCAGAUCCCACGAACAGAAUAAAAUCGUCAUGGGGUUAAAGUUUAGCAAGGGCUGAUGAGAGAUUGAGGAGGGACAAAGCCAGUUUAAACUGGUCUUGCAGUGUCCCUGGUACAACACCCUGCUGGAGAAACAAUAGACAGGAAAAAGGGGGAGGGGAAGAGGCACAUUUUCUCAUGGAAUUAAAGGGGCAGAAAGUCUUUUAAAAUCCAAUCUGCUAAAAUAGAAUUUUUAAUAUAUCCCAGGGGCCAUAGUCACAAGGCAGGAGGCUGGCAAUUAGUAACAAGUGGCGAAGGGCACAAUUGGCGAAGGGCACUUCGUCACAGCCUAGUCCAUCCGGUAAACGAUUUAUACUUACCGUGGUGGAAUGCCACCUGCUAACCGAAGCCGUCGCUCUAGCCAAUAUUCAGGCAGACACCGUUGCCAAUGCCUUAGUCUGGAUAUUCACUCGAGUGGGCUUCCCUAAAGAGAUCCUCUCAGAUCAGUGGCGGAUCCAGAGCCUGAUCUCGGGAGGGGCACUUGUAGAUUAUUUAAAGAAAUAAUCCAGACACAAUAACAACUACAGCUCAGUGUAGUGGUUAUGGUGUCAAUAAUGCCGGGACCCCCUCCCAGAGUAAGUAGUCAAACCGUUUAAGAACAGUUUGACAACUUACCUGAGGUCUGCUGGGAAAUGGGGCAGUAGUAGGGCAUAGGAGCAGUGGUGUGUGUGUGAGUGGUGCAGUGUGUGUGUGUGUGUGUGAGAGGGGGACAGUGUGUGCGCAGUGUGUGUGUGAGGGCGGCAGUGUAACAGUUGCAAUGUGUGUGUGAGUAUUGCAGUGUAUGGGGGCAGUGUGUGUGUAUCGGGUAGUGUAUGGGGGGCAGUGUGUGUAUAUGAGGCAGUGUAUGGGGGCAGGGCAGCAUGUGUGUAUGGGGACAGUGUGGGAGUGUAUGUGUGUAGUGUGUGGGGGAGUGUGGAGGCUAGAUGUGUGGGGGCUGUGUGUGUAUGGGGGGGCUAGAGUGUGUGUAUGGGGGGCUAGAGUGUGUGUGUAAUGGGGCUAGAGUGUGUGUAUGGGGGCUAGAGUGUGUGUAUGGGGGCUAGUGUGGGGUAUGACAGUAUAGGGGCAAUGUGUGUGUGUAUGGGGGGCAAUGUGGGUGUAUGGGGGCAGUAUGGGGGACAGUAUAUGUGUGGGGGCAAUGUGUAUGGGACAGUAUGGGGGCAAUGUGUGUGUAUGGGGGCAGUAUGUGUGUGUAUGGGGGCAGUAUGGGGGACAGUAUAUGUGUAUGGGGGCAAUAUGUGUAUGGGACAGUAUGGGGAAUGUGUGUGUAUGGGGGCAGUAUGUAUGGGCAAUGUGUGUGUGUAUGGGUAGUAUAUGUGUAUAGGGGGCAGUAUGGGUGUAUGGGGGCAAUGUGUGUAUAGGGGGGCAGUAUGGGUGGCAGUGUGGGUGUAUGGGGGCAAUGUGUGUGUAUAGGGGCAGUAUGGGUGUAUGGAGGGCAGUAUGGGGGCAAUGUGUCUAUGGGGGGCAAUGUGUGUAUAGGGGGGCAGUAUGGGUGGCAGUGUGGGUGUAUGGGGGGGCAAUGUGUGUAGGGGGGCAGUAUGGGUGUAUGGGGGGCAAUGUGUAUGGGGGCAGUGUGUGUAUGGGGCAGUAUAUGUGUAUGGAGGGCAGUAUGGGGCAUAAUGUGUGUAUAGGGGGGCAGUAUGGGUGUAUGGGGGGGCAGUGUGUGUAUGGGGGGGCAGUAUGGGUGUAUGGGAGGGCAGUAUGGGGAUCAGUGUAUGUGUGUGUGUGUGUGUGUGAUAAGGGUAGGGGGGCUUUUUAAAAAAUAUAUAUUUUUUUUAAUUUAGUUUAAUAAAAAUAAUCAUUAUGUCCCCCCUCCCUUCUUACCUUUACUGGGGAGGAGGGGGGACAUUUCCCUGGUGGUCGGUGGGCGAUUCAUUGGUGGUCCGGAGGGGGAUUCAUUGGUGGUCCCAGUGGUGAUGAGAGUGAACUCUAGCCCGCGCUCCCAGGCUUGAGUUCACUCUCGCGAGAUUUGGAGCGUUGCCGUGGUAACCGCGGCAACGCUCCAAAUCUCACGAGAGGAGGACCCGGAGUAGCUGCAGACUGAGCUCCGGGUCCUCCUUCUCCCUCCGCCGCCGGCUGUCAGCACAGUGCCUGCGGACCGGGGAGGGAGAUCUCUGAUCUUCCUCCCCGGUCCGCAGGCACAUUGCACGGCUGGCAGGGGAGGGAGACCGGCGGAUUUCUCGGGGGGGCCAAUUGCCCCGUUGCCCCCCCCCCCUGGAUCCGCCACUGUCUCAGAUCAAGGGACCCAGUUCACCACUGACUUUACACACCAAUUGUCAAAGGUCUGCCAGAUUAAAUCCCUACUUAGCUCCCCAUACCACCCCCAGGCAAAUUGUGAAUUUCCCCUUUUUAUCUGAUCCUUCAAAACUUUAAAUAGUUUAAGAUAAUUUAAAUUUACCCAGGUUUCUAUGUCUAAGUUGAUUUAUAGUUCCAAAAUAAUUUUUGUGAAUCCCAAUUGCAUAUAUAUUUUAACUUAAAUAAUUUUAUCUGAUCUUGGGUUAAGUUUCAGAAGAUUAUUUGAGUUUUUUGUAGAUUAAUUUUAUAGUUAGAAAAGGGACUAAAGUUGUCUAUACAUUGCAUUGCUGAAGGGAUAGAGAUCUCCGGGUGAGUGAGAGUUAUUAUAUCAUCUGCAAAUAGUUAUUUUUUUGCUCACUCUCUCCUGUUAGUAUUCCUGAGAUUUUUUGAUUUCCUGAUAUAUGCAGCGAGAGGUUCGAUAGAAAGAACGUACAUCAGCAGCGCCAAAGGGCAUUCUUGACGCGCAACUGUAACCCCAAUUCUAAAGAAGCCUAAUCUUGACCAUAACUCCCCAUCCAACUAUCGUCCUAUCUCGCUACUGCCUUUUGCAUCCAAGAUCCUUGAAAAAAUUGUGUAUGCGAGAUUGACAGACUUCCUCGAGUCCAACUCUCUGCUAGACCCGCUGUGGAAACGGCACUGACAAAAGUAUCCAAUGAUCUACUCGCUGCAAAAUCUAGUGGUCACUACUCUCUCCUAAUUCUCCUUGACCUGUCUACGGCUUUUGACACUGUUGAUCAUCAACAGCUUCUUCUCAUCCUCCGCAAUAUUGGUCUACAAGAUAUUGCUCUCUCCUGGUGCUCCUCCUACCUCUCCCAGCAUUCUUUCAGUGUUUCUUUCUCUGGCUCUGCUUCUUCUCCCCAACUUCCCUCUGUUGGUGUCCCCCAAGGUUCUGUCCUUGGUCCUCUACUGUUCUCCAUCUAUACUGCCUCCCUUGGUAAACUCAUUAGCUCCUUUGGCUUCCAAUAUCAUUUCUAUGUGGAUGACACGCAAAUCUACCUGUCCUUUCCUGAUCUCUCCCCGUCCCUCUUGACUAGUGUCUCUGACUGCCACUCUGCUGUUUCUAACUGGAUGGCUGCCCACUUCCUUACACUAAACUUGACCAAAACUGAAAUUCUGGUCUUUCCUCCCUCAAGUGUUGUUACUCCUGUGUCUGUCUCCCUCCAAGUCAACGGUGCUACCAUCAGCUCCACCAAGCUGGCUCGCUGCCCUGGUGUUCUCUUUGACUCCGACCUCUCCUUCAAGCCUCAUGUUCAAUCUAUCGCCAAAUCCUGUCAUUUUCAUCUCAAAAACAUUGCGCGCAUCUGCCCCUACUUUAAGCCAGAUGCGACUAAGGUGUUGGUCCAUUCCACUGUCCUUUCUUGACUUGACUAAUGUAAUCUGCUUCUCAGUGGUCUUAUGUGCUCUCAACUUACGCUGUUACAGUCCAUAAUGGAUGCGGCGGUGAGGCUCAUCUUCCUGUGCGCCCGCACCUCCCAUGCCUCACCCUUCUGUCAGUCCCUACAUUGGCUUCCUAUAAAAUAUAGAGCUCAAUUUAAAAUUCUGGUUCUUGCUUUCAAAUCUCUACAUAAUGCUGCUCCCACCUAUCUAUCCUCCCUUAUACACAAGUAUGUCCUGUCUAGGCCCUUACGAUCUGCUGAAGACUUACAUCUAUCUUAAGUCCGUGUUCCCACCUCUGAUGCUCGCCUUCAAGAUUUCUCGAGGGCUGCACCGUUCCUGUGGAACUCGCUUCCCUCCUCCGUUAGAUGCUCACCCAGUCUCCACUCCUUCAAAAAAUCGUUAAAAACCCACUUCUUCAUAAAAGCAUAUGAAUUAAACUGUUAAAAGCUCCUGACUGAUUCCUCUUCUGCAACUGUCACUAGUCUAAUACUAUCCUUACCUUUUUGUCUCCUUUUACCCCACUCCCUCUAGCAUGUAAGCUCAUUGAGCAGGGCCCUCAACCCUCUAUUCCUGUGUGUCCAACUUGUCUGGUUACAACUACAUGUCUGUUCAUCCACCCAUUGUAAAGCGCUGUGGAAUUUGACGGCGCUCUAUAAAUAUCCUAAUAAUAGUACCAUUCUUCAUGUCUAACCAAUGUGAAUUCAAUCCAUUGCCAUGUACCUUUGCCUUAGGAUAAGUAUAUGGUGACAUGGCUAGGUCUUUAAAAGUACCUACAAUUCCAAAUGCUGUCAAUGUUUCAUCCAAAAAUUGCAAACUCACUCUGUCGAACGCCUUUUCGGCGUCGACAGCAAUAAAAACAGUUGGUAGGUUUCCCUUAUUGAUCUUCAAGUUUAAGUUUGCAAUUUUCGGAAGAGUGUCUCCUCACAAUCUUCCCCUUACAAGCCCCGAUUGAUCGUCACUUAAUAAAUCUGGAAUAACUUUACUUAGGCUAUUAGCUAAGAUUUUAGAUUAUAUUUUUAUAUCUAAGUUUAUAAGGGAGAUCGGGUGGUAGUUGGUAACAAAGUUUGUAUCUUUUGGUUUAGGAAUAGGCGAUACUGUAGCACUUAAUAGCUCUGGAGAGAUGCUUUUUGUAAGAUUUAAUUUGAUAAACCAUUUAUAAAGCAUAGGAGAUACUAUAGGUUUAAAUGUCUUUUUAAAAAAAAGGCAGUAUAGCCAUCUGGGCCAGGCAGUCGAUAUAUUGUUACGGUUCACCCAGGUAUAAAAGGGGUUAAUACCGCUGAGGACGUUCACCUUCCGAAUGGAGAGACAGCUAGCGAAAGCUCCAAUCAGCCGAACAGGAACUGUAACGGACCGUUUCAGCACACAAGGGGUUAAAACCGUUUAGGCGAUGGUCCCCUUCCAGAGAUGCAGGCACAGCUACUGCAGAACACCAAUCCGCCGAACAGGAAACCAUAUGAAUGGUGUAAACAGCAGAAUAGAAAAAACCAUACGAAUAGGUUUACACUCCUAGCAGUCAAACUGGAACAGCAUACAAUAAAUCCACCCCCAGAACGAGACAAAGCUCCGUGUUGUGGGUCAAGCAGUGAACAGCCAGAGCUGUGGAUUUAUUGUGCUUAUGUACACAUUCUUACACAUUAGUACCACCCACAGGGUUUUGGAACACAACCAAUAAACACAUACAAUACACUCAGAAACUCCCACACAAAUUCCUCCCCUCUGCUUGUGAUUCAAUUACCUUACACAAUGGGUAAUGUAAUUUAGCACAAGCAGAGAAAUACAAUUUUUCCCACAUUAUUCAUAACUUGAAAAGUAUGCAUCACAUUCACAUAAAACUUACAUUUUCAGAAUCAGCAUACUCCAAAUACAAACAUACGUCAAAAUCAUACAAAUUGGUCCAGUGGUUCAAAAGAUAGAUCGUAGUCCUUUGUGACCAAAUGAAGCAUGUCUUUUCUGCCCAAAACCAGUUCCACAGAGUCUUCUAUCCUGGAGAUAAUUAGAAGUAAUCCAAUUAUCUCCAAAGACAGAGGCAAAACUCCAUUGAACACAUGGCAGCAAAAGACAGUAAAAUACAAUAAAAUACACAAGGUUACAUUUAUGACAUAAAAUACAGACAUGCAACAUAUGCCCAGAUAGCUUAGGUCUAAGCGCACAUUAUUACUGAAUGGCGCUCAGAGCACACACAUACAGUUCAAUUGCUAUGGAGCCAAAGUCUUUCCCAUAGUCUUUCAUUAUACGAAUGGGCUCCAUGGCAUAGUUAUCUGGGGUAUCACUGCUCAAACAGGGCAAGCACCAAAUGACCCGGCUUUCUUGUCUUUGCAGGGGAAAAUCAAGCCUUUUAACAUGGGGCCAUAAUCCAAAGGCAACAGGCGAGCAACCAGGCUUCUCCAAUGCAAUGUGUCGAGAUUGCUCUCGUCACAGGAACCAUACGAAAUCCUUCAUGUAUCAAACAGCCGAACGAGUAAACCAUACGAAUCCAAUACCCCCAAGUACAAGACCAAGCUCCGUAUUGAGAGUUAAGCCGAGAUCUGAUUUAUUGAGGGCUACCUGCCCGGUAUUUAUGCAGGUCUCCCACUUGGUGGACACUCCCCUAGGGGACCAAAUGGAAGACUGGGACAAUAUGGAUAUAGUAGGCAAUCACCGUGGCACAAGCAUAAACACUCUCUCCUUUAGCUGAGAACAAGCCUCCUCUCUCUCCUGGAGAUAAUUGGGAAGUAAUCCAAUUAUCUCCACGGAUAGAGGCCAAACUCCAUUUUGUACAUAAUAAAAGUAUAUAAAAAUCAAUAACUCCAAAUUACACAAAUAGAAUAACCACAUUUAACGUAUCCCCAGAUAGCUUAGAUCUGAGCGCACAUUAUUACUGAAUGGCGCUCAGAUCCUAUACACACAGUUCAAUCGCCAUGGAGCCAAAGUAUUUCACGUUGUCUUUCGGUAUACGAACGGGCUCCAUGGGAUGGCUAUCUGGGGUAAGUAAUUUUGUGCAGAAAAGUACCGAACAGACCGGCAUUCGUAUGCUGGAAGGCACAGAAGGGAGGUCAGCGGUCUCAGCAGUGUUAGGGAGAAAGUGUCAGUUUUCAGCUCCAGGAAAUCGACGAACACCGCUGAUUAUUUGUGCGUCCAAGAUGGCCACCGCCUCGUGGUUGGCAUACAAACACCGUUCCAAGACAGAGGGAUCUGUCACAGUUAUUUCUAUUAGUUUAUCUGGCUUAAUUAAAGGAAGAGUGACUUUAUUAAAAAAAAUUAAGCUCAAAUUUUGUAAAUUUGUUUUCAGGUAAAUUAUAUAAGGACACGUAGUAAUUUGCAAAAACAUUCCCUAUUUGUUGGGGAGACAGGAUUUUUACAUCCUUUAUAUAAUUUUUUUUUUUUUUUUAUUGAUUGUUUAUUCUUCUCUGGUUUAAGUUUUUUGAUAGUAACUUCCCUACUUUAUUGCUACUACAAUACCAUUUUUGUUUACAAGACCUAACCAUUUUUUACCCUAUCUAUAAGCAAUAGAUUUAUCUGUAAUUGAAUUGUUUUAAUUUGAUUAGCUAUUUAUGUGGACGGAUUUUUUUUUUUGUUAACUUGUUCAAUUUUAGCCAGGUUUAUGUAUAAAUCUGAUAGUUUAGCUUCCUUCUUUGUUUUGCUCUAGCUUCUACUUGGAUUAAGUUGCCUCUUAUUAUUAAUUUAAACGUUGACCAUAGUGUUUCAUUGGAAACAUUAUCUUUAUCAUUAAAUUCUAUGAAUUCCUUAGCUAAUAAAUCUUAACGAUCUCUAUUAUCUUUAUUGAGUAAAGUUGUUUCAUCUAUUCUCCACUGAUAACUGGUUUUAUAGGCCAGGUCUUUUUUAAUUUAGACAUCAAUUGGAGUCCAAGUGAUAGGACCUAUAUAUGAGUUUGUGAAGUUACUUAGAUUUACUGAAUCAGUCAAGAAAAAAUCUAUUCAAGAGUAACUAUUAUGAGUUUUAGAAUAGAAAGCAUAAUCUUUUUCGUUAGGGUGCUGGACUCUCCAUAUGUCAAAGAUUGUUUUGCUUAAGAAUAUCUUGCAACCAUUCAGCCCUUAUUUUAUAGACUUUCAUCCUUUUACAUACUGUAGCCGAUUAUUUAUUUAUUUUGUCCCAUUUUUCGUUUAAACAGUGUUCCAGUCUCCCCCUAUCAGGAGUAUACCUUUUUUGACUUUAUCAAUCUUACUACAUAUCUUUUUAUAAAAUUUUUGCGAAUCUCAUUUGGAGCAUAUACAUUUGCCAAGGUGUGUAUUUUAUCGUUUACUUUGCAUAUUACUAUCAAAUAUCUACUAUUAGGAUCUCUCUAUAAAUAGUAAUUCAAACUUGAUUUUUUUUUUUUUAUUUUUUUUUUCCUUAAGUUUGCACACAACAGUUGGAUAUUUGGAAAAUUUCCAUUGAUUUUGGGUGUUGUCUUUCCAAUGGGAUUCUUGUAUAAAACAUAUAUCAUAUAUAUUAUCAUCUAUUAACUUCUUGUAUAAUAUACCUCUCUUAAUAGGAUUAUUCAACCCCUGGGCAUUUAUGGAUGAUAUUUUAAUUGACAUUGAUUGAAUGUGACUUCCUAAACGAAACUCCCUCUGGAUCGAACUACAAACGCUCUCGUCCUUUCUCAGCCUCCCGAGUGCAUCAAACAACCUUGUAGUAUAAAGCCAUACAUAUUUACACAAACACAUAACAUAUAUACAUUUAAAAAAAAUACGAUACUCCGCCUUCGAUAGUAACCUAUCUGGCGGUUCCCCUGAGAUUCAUACAUACUCCUCAUCGGGGGGUACACAAGCGCUGGUGGCGAUAAUGCCUAUAAUUCUAUCUUUAUCAAUAUCUUUGGUAGAAAUUUUAGCAAGUUUAACUUAACCUGGCUAUGCUUCUAGUUUGUUAACCAAAAGUCAAUAGUUCAUAUUUUCAUUGAGAAUUAUGGUAAAAAAAUACUAUUAACACUAGGGUUCGAUACUUAUAUUAGUUGCUCUAAUAUAACUAUUAGCAUUGGUGGUACCAUUUUUAAUCUUAAUUUACUCUUAUAGGUUCUGAUAGUGUUUUUUAAUUGCCUAGAUGGAGUAGGUAUAACUUUGAUAAGGAAAACAAAAAACACAUUUUCAAUACAUUUCUAAAUGUGUACCUUAAUAAAAUUGUUCUAGCUUCAUAAUUCUUAUUAUCCCAAAUUGUGUAUGUGACGAAACUCCCUGUACCCUGGCUGGGUACCUCCGCUGACGGAUGCUCCUAGUGCUUCUCAAGGACCAUCAGCACCGCACCGGACACCAUAGCCACUGCAGACACCACGAACUGCUGUAGCUUGGUUGGGAUCUCGCCGUCUCCAUCCCACCCUGGUCCAACCUCUGGAUCCAGAACCAUGUGGGAAGGACCUCUCCUCCAGGAGGGUAUAGCUGUGGGAAGGACCUCUCCUCCAGGAGAGUAUAGCUGAAGAGAGCUCUUACAAGAGCUAGCAGUGAUAUAGCAGUUGUAGCUGUUCCCUACAACACGAGACGAGGCUGCAAGAUGAGGGUAAGAAGGUCUGGUUUAUUGAGCACAAAGGCAUUUCUUUUAUACACAUUUUCAGGCCAGAGGCACCCCCCCUGGACCUGAUGGAAUACAGGGACAAAAGGGACGCAAACCAAUAGGAACAAUAAUUACUGUAACACUCUCACAAACCGUCAGCAAGCCCUCCCCUCUGCCUGUGAUAUAGUUAACAAAGACUAACUCAAUUAACUCUAAGCAGAAAAAACAUACAUUUUUACAAACCCAAAAAUACAACAUAUCCCCACAAAGUCACAUCCCCUGAUAGCCCUGAUCUGGGUGAACAAUAUAUCCAAAAGGGGUUCUGGAAUUUCCUUGAAGUCUUAUUUUUGCCCCACCGUGCACAUGGUCCCAUGCCCAAAACAGUUCCAAACACUUGACGACAAAACACUGCUGGACAAUUUAAUAUGGCCGCUGCCACAUGUUUGAAUCUGUUCCAGUUAAAAGUCCAAGGGGCAGAAACAGUACUUUUGAACAUGGAUUAUCACAGGGCCCAUAGUCCCAGGGUAGGAGGCUGGCAAUCAGGCCCCUCCAAAAGCCAGUGUAUACUUUGCUUGUAAUAACCGUUUAAUCUUGAUUGCCCUAUAUAAUCUCGUAUUUCCUCUAUGACAAAUCCUAGUAAUAUUUUGUUAUCUUAUUUUAUUAUUAAUAAAAUGUGAUACUCCAUUUAGGUAUAUUGUUGCCUCUCUUACUUAAUUUAAUAUUUCAAUACUUCAAAUUUUUGUUAUAGUGAUCCCACUUCCCCAUUCAUAUAGGUUUCUUUAGAUUAAAUAACACACAACUAUGUAAAGAGUCUAUAUAUUAAUUUCUACCUUACUAUAAAGAAAAACAAAAAACAUACUUUGCUGCAUGUCAGUAUAGGUAAAUAACGUUAAAAUGCUAAAAUAUACAACUAAUCCAUUAUACCCCUAUCUUUAAGUCUGGCUAAGUCUUCAAUUGAGUCAUUUAAGGUGAUCUAUUGAUCUUCAAAUGACACUAUCAACUUUGUUGGGAACCCUCAUCUAUAAGUAAUAUUUUUGGAUCUUAGUUUCUUAGUGAUCUCCUUUAAACUUGCAUGUUUUUGUCUUGUGGCUAGAGAAAGGUCAGGGAAUACCAUAACACCUUCAUAUUUAAAAAAAAAAAAAAAUUUAAUCUGAUUUUGCUUGCAUUUGUUUUUUUUAAAAGGACUUUGACAUAUCCAUUGGUAAAUCUGACCAGUACGUCUCUCGGUUUAGAGUCUUCAGAAUUACUUGGUCUUUAUAUUCUAUGACCUCUUUCCAAUGGGUUGUUUUAUAAUUUCAGAGAUUCCUUUGAAUCUAAGGUUGUUGCAACGAGAACGAUCUUCCACCUCAACAACUAGUUUCAAUUCUUUUAAUUUGUUGUCUAGGGAAUUAUUUUGUGUCUGAAACAGGGACAUCUCCGCUCUAACAUUAACAAUUUCUGUCUUGAGUCUCUUUUUUUUUGUGUUCAACACAGAUGUCCUUGAUCAAAUCUGACAUAUUCUGUUUAAGAUCAUUUUUAAUUUUUACGUACAAUUCAUCCAUUAUUGCUGUUAGGCUUUUUUUCUUGAUUACUUCACUAUCUGAGACCAUUGGAUUAUUGUCAGAGACUAACAAGUUAGAACCCUCUCUAGAAAUAGGUGAGAGGGAUCUCCUUUGUGACACUGAUUUAUUAAUAUCUGACUUGGGUGAAUAAUAAACAUUGAUCGGUUUAUUUUUCUCUGGUUUAUCUGUUGGUGGAGUGAUUUAUUUAUUUAUUCGUAGUGCUUUUCUUUAAUCUGCACCUAGUGUCUCAUUUCGCUUUCUUCCCCUUCUUUCCCCUAAAUUAUUUUUAGUUUCGCUUCUCUUAUCUACUUUUGGUCUUCAAAUUUACUAAACAGCUAUGGAUUAUCUGAGCCAAAAAUUAUGUAGACCAUGGAGAGUGGAAGCUGAAUUUGGAUCUCUAUCAAAGAAUUUGUGAUCUAUGGGGCAUGCAGGAUAUAGAUCUAUAGAUUGUUUUACUCCAGAAGCUACGACCAAGAGUGAAAGUGAUUCCUCUUUUUUUUUUUUUUCUUUUUUUUAAUUUGACGUUUAUUAGAGUUCAUACAUAUAGUAUACAACUGUACCAAGUUAUAAGGAACUAAACAGAUCAAGAAUAUUUCAAGGCUGGGGAGCAAUGCAACAUUCAUAACUCAAAUUAAAGUAUAAGGAAAACCUAGUAGGUAUGAAGAGAUCUUGAAGGUAAGUUGCAGUAAAAGAUAUAGCAUAUCACACACUUCAGUCGGCUGACUAAUUCUCGCAUGUGGAAAGAGAUUUAGACAGACAUCUGACAUUCUAGUUCAACAAAAUUAGGAUGUGAUCUAUAAAAAUAUGAUAAUGUCUCUGGUGCCUGAGAUUGAUUAAUGCCGUUUUGAUUUGCAUUGUGGGCCUCCUCUUUCCAAUACAUCCCACUUGCGGCUUGUCUCCUCAGGUAGUUCCCUCUCCGGUGAAGGCUGCUCUCAGGCCCAAUUUAUGGAGCAGCAUCUCUGGGUUAUAUGAGGAGGACAAGGUGAGUAUUUCAGUGCCAUAAGUAACAGCAAGAUAUUACUCUACGUUCCAAAGGUAUUUAACUGAGUGGUGUCUGAGUUCCCUGGCAAUAGGUGCAAACUGUCUGUGUUCUGCAAGGGUGGAGAAGAAGUCACUGUAUAUGGAUACUGUGUGGCUCUCAAAGGUCACUUUUCCCAAGCAUCUAGACUUGUUCAUAAUAGCGGCUCUCACUGCAAUGUCUCUUGUAGUGGCAAUAACUUCCCUAGGUGCAUCUGCUGGUGCUGCAGCUGAUUUUACAUACUCUGAUAGAGGACAGAAUAGCUGGAGCUUCUGCUCAGUAUUGUAUGCCCAAGGAUGUUGCUAUUCUUCUGCCGAUCUCUUCAGGGAUGCCUCACAAGCAUAUGUUCCAGUAGCGGUGUCAGGAUUCGUUUCUUAAUAUGUGAGUUUAGACGACUCACCUGGUGUUUCGUGUCUUCUCUCUCUCCUCGACAGCAGAUACUUUGUUACAAAACACCAAUUUCAGCUUGGGUUCUCUACAGUUUUGCCUUUCAGCCCUGUCUAAGGGCAGCCUCUUGAUGUCUUCUUUUGUUGAGGGAGAGGAAUCCUCAUCCGAAUCAGCAUUUUGGUGCACACCACUAGAAGUAAGUGAAGUGCAUGUCUCCUCCUCAUCAUGCAAAUUAUCUGAGACCUCUGGCUUACUCUGGGGUUCAGACACCACUCUGAUGGGUAAUGGCUGUGUUGUUCGUUCAAAUGACAGCCGGAUGUCUGGGAGUCCAGGCCUCUCUAUCUGGUAAGGCUUCUUGUGUUUGCACCCCAUUAUGAUCUCUGGGGGGCAGUUGGAGGGGGAUCCUACUAGUAAGGAUCACCCUCACUAGUAGGAUAUACUCUGGUGGUCUUAUGAAGGAACCAUGAGCCUAGGAGCAUAAGCUGCCUCCCUUCUGCCCACGUGUUGUAGGUCGCAGUUUCUACCGCGCCUAUGGCAGCUGAGUAUCAGCAAUUCAAGCCUGAGCCGAAGGAGAACACUGCAGCCCAUGGGUUCCAGAUGUGUUGGGAGUGGUCUUGUUAACUGAUUGUUCAUUUAGCAAAAUCUCUGGUAUUUUAUCGUAUCGCCCGGAGCUCUUGCGAAGUGCAUCUGUACGGCUCAACGGGUAAGCUCCACCCCCCAUGAUCUUUCUUUUUCUGGACUGACUUUGGUACCAAACUGUUGGAACUAGGGAAAUGGGUUCCCUUUAUAACAUUGUUUGCAUUUGAUAUUUCUGUCCUAUCAGCGAUUGUGAUGCAUCUUUGUAGACAUACCAUUCGUACUAUAUAAUGUACUUCAGUGGUUUUUACCCUAUUUUGUUUUAAAUAAAUAGUUGGAUGUGUUUUGUGCCUAUUUUGUGUAGUUCAUAUUUUAAAUAUUUACUUUUUGCUGGUUUUUUUUCUACUAUUCUAGUAUAUUCAAUUAGGAUUAUUAAAGUAUAUCAACAAGACAGUCAGCUAUUCUUCCAAUUCUUAUGGCAGUCUUUUGUACAAGAUAAGGUCACUUCCAUUCAGGGCUGACCUUAGGGGUGUGCGAGCUGUGCUCACAUAUGGCCGUCCGGGAUUAUUAAAAAAAAAAUUGAGUUAAUUACUGUAUCAACUCCAUUACCUCCAAACGAAAAAAGGACAUAUUUUAUACAUUUCUGGAAACACCCCAAAAAUCACAUAAAACCCCAUUAAAAAAAAUAUAUCUUCUGAUAUCCCCAAUCUGGGUGAACAACAUAUUCAAAAAUCACCCAAAUUGGUUCAGGGGUUCUAAAGUUACAUGGAAGUCCCAUUUCUGACCAGCCGCACACGAGGCUCCUGCCCAGAAUAGUUUCAUGAAUUCAGCGGGUGCGGCCGGUCUCUUUCGUGCAUUUCAAAAUGUCGAACAAUAUCUUGAAUAAUCUUUCAUGUGUAAGGUAGUCAUGUGCAUCUUUAUUUGGGAGUUGUUUUUACCGAAUGCUGCCUCCUUCGGAUGAAUUAUGACGAAGCUAAGUGGUCCUGGAAGUCUCAGCGGUGUUUGGGCCGUUGAGUGUCCGCAAAUAGUUCCAUACACUCGACGACCAAACCCCGCUGGAUGCCUUCGACAAAACAAGAUGGCUGCCACCACGUGUUCGUGCAUGCAAAUCGACAGCCACCCAGUUAACAACUUAGAAUGUUCAGAGUUGUAGUUUGGAAUAGCGUCAAAUAGGUCAAUUGACAGCACACGACUGCUUUGGGUGGUCGAAUGGUUUGUUAAAAUGUUCGGUAUACGAACCAGCUGUUCAUUGUAGUUUGUAUAUGUUGAGAUGAAUGUCAUUACAAAUAAGGCUCAGAGUAGUAACAAAACAUAAAUCCAGAGAGUUAUGUUUCAGAAAUGUUAGACAAGAUGGAGGAACACAACUGCAGAAUUAAUAGGUAGUACGAAAAGAAAAAAUAAUUUACUUUAGGAUUCCUUGAGAGAUUUUAUUUCUUUAUUUAUCUUUAGUGAAUUUUAGUUGAAGACAAAUAUAAUUACUUAUUUGCAGUUUGGCAUGUAGUAAGAAAAAAUACUUUGCCCAAACGCUCUGGUUGCAACAAAUGUAAAAAAAGAAAAAAGUAACAAUGUCCUUAAUUAUGCAAAGUAGGAGUUAGAAUGCAGCAUAGGAAUUAGUUUUGAAUAGAUUGUAGAAAUGUAACAAUUCUUUAAGUAGUAGCAGAAGUUCUUAAUAACUUGACUAGUAGUUAAGUGGCACAUAGAAUUUGAUGAGACUUAUAUGCAGAAUUGCAGCAAGAAGUAAAUUGAUAGAUACUUAUGGUUUUCCGUGAAACUCCUGAGGAUGAAGUUAUUAGUAGAUUUUGAAGGGAUUAAUAUAUCCAGGUAUUUUAGUAGUAACAAUCCAGUUUGUUUGAGAGUUAAUGAAGUAAGGAGUCCAUCCUGGUCUGGUAAUAGAUGAGGACAGCAUGGUAUAGUAUUCCAAAAUAAGUAAGAGGUACUUCAGUGUGGAGUCCGAAGUUGAAGAAUUCAAACAAGCAAGAGGUAACUCAGCAAAGAGUCUGAGGUUGUGGAAGUCUAAUGUAGUAAGAGGUAGCUCAGCGUGGAGUCCGAGGUUGGGACAGAAUCACUCAGCAGUUCUGAACACGGAAGUAACCACGGGGGAACGGAGUUAUGGUAAAUUGACACAACAUCAUAUUAUAGUAAGAUGUAUUACAGUGGAGCUCUGGUAUAUAAAAUGCACAUUACUCUGUGUUUUAUAGUUAGGCAGCUCGGUUAUACACAAAUAGGCACAUUACGUAGAGUUGUAUUGAUGUGUAGUAUAUGAUUUUGUCACAGAGCUCCACAUUACUGGGAGUUUUAUUGUUGUGGAGCUCUGUGAUAAAUGGAGAAGUAGCACAUUACUAUUAAUUUUUAUUCCAAAGAGGUCAAGAUAAAUAAGUAUAAUCCAGAGCUCCAAAGCAAAACUACUCACAGUAUUAUGUGACAUACUUAGUCUGCUCCUCUGUAAUGUAGGGGAGGCAGUCUGGCACUUCUGUUGGCUGCAGACCAUAAGUAGCUGUCUUUCUAGCUUGGGAUAAUCCGAGCACUGCCGCAGAUUACCACAGGACACUUAAAGUCCUUGAGCUUGCAAGACAUUUACGUAUGGUCUGUACGCAGUGGAGUGGCAGACCAGAUUCAGACCAGCAUGCCCCUCUCCCAACUAGGUAACAGGAAAGGAUGAAUGAAUUUUUGUUUUUAAAUCAUUAUUUAAUAAAUACCCUAUACAAUCACUACACUCCUAUAUACACACACACUAUACAUGUAUUAUGGCGGGGGGGGGGGCGCUGUGAAGAUUUUUAGCACAGGGCACAUAAAGGCCGGCCCUGCUUUCAUUCAUAUUUUUAUAUAAAUCAUGGACACUUAUUGUUCUAUGUAUCACUAUUUUUGUUUCAAUGCUUUGUAUGACAUUUAUUUGAUAAUUGUACAAAAAAUAAUCUUUUUUUUUUAUUUUGUAAACUACUCAAAUCCAUUAAAUAAAUAAAUUCUUCCAUAGGAUGGAAAUAGAACUUUACCAGAUUCUGAUAAAGCAAUACUGGAUAUCCUUGAACAUGAUCGUAAGGAGGCACUGGAGGAUCGACAUGAGCUUGUGGACAGGAUAUUUAAUCUACAGGAAGAGAUACGUCAAGUUGAAGAUUUGCGGGACAAGGUAGAAAUGAAACCACAAUUAAAGUACAGUGACAUUCCUUCUAAGAAAAUAUAA
Molecule: messenger RNA, 36112 nt
Organism: Pelobates cultripes (western spadefoot toad)
Lineage: Eukaryota; Metazoa; Chordata; Amphibia; Anura; Pelobatidae
Source: the annotation of a GenBank genome assembly